Messenger RNA from Saitoella complicata NRRL Y-17804, 2649 nucleotides. RefSeq lists its product as uncharacterized. The record is from RefSeq and is a predicted model, not a curated record. NCBI's taxonomy places the organism in Eukaryota, Fungi, Ascomycota, Saitoellomycetes, Saitoellales, Saitoellaceae. The transcript has 4 exons. Gene Ontology annotation, molecular function: ubiquitin protein ligase activity. Gene Ontology annotation, biological process: protein polyubiquitination. Bases 235 to 2649 code for a protein of 804 amino acids.
ACUACAGGUUAUAAUGCCUCUGCACACUCCUAAGAGCUGGCUUCUUGCUGCUUCAUCGCUCGCGCCAUUCACCGCUGUUUCCCCGUAUAGAGAAGACGAAUAAACGUUCUCAUCUUCUCCAGCUGUUCUCGCGCAACCCAUUCUGGCCCGUGGCUCCUGCAUCGGUCCAAAGCUGGCGACGUCAGCGAGCGGUGUAACGUAGACACACCACCAACACCGCGCCAAUUGCAAGUGAUGCCUCCUCCGACGAAUGUAACAAGGCCAUCUUAUGACGAUGCCCGCUGGAAUCCAGACCUGCAUGCCCAACUCCGACGGACGCCUGCCACUGAGGGUGCAGCGACGCGGAAAGCUCUGAAUAGUCUUGUGCGGAGAUAUAUGUACCAGAUUCUGACUGGAUGUGGGAGGGAAAGAUGUGAAACACCUAUGUGUGCAACGGCCAGAAAAGGAAAGCGGAAAUUCUCGCAUAUAUCAGCAAAGCUGUUAGCGAGCGAGUUAACAUGCAGCUCCACUUCAUACCUCUGCCCGGGCCUCCCAGCCGAUGCCGACUUCGGUCCGGUCGACGACGUCCAGCCUGAACUGUCUACGAAGUCCCUGAUCCAUCGAAUAUACCAAACAUCAAGCCUCGCAACCGUCGGCCUAUCCAAAGACCCCACACCCUCAGAACAACCAGAACUCCUCACCUUCGACUGCAUAUACGCCGACAUCGUCGAACACCUCUCCCGCACAACAACCACAACCGGCGAUCCAACCCUCAUGCACGAUACCUUCAUCGCAGUCUUCUCCUCAGCCGAACGACUCGCGAAAUCAUUCGGAUCGUGGACGCCGAGGAUGGGGUAUCUGCUUGAUUUGGAUCUGAGUGAGGUUUUGGGUGCGUGGUAUUGUAUUGAGCAGGGUGGGGCGGGGUUGAAGAGGGGGGUGAUCGGGGCGUUAACGAGGGUGCUGACGACGCCGUUUCCAUCUACUAUGUCAGCAAAGGAACGGGCGAAGGUACUCGUUAUUGCGCUUUAUACUGUCACUGCACAUCAGGAUCCAUGUGUAGUCGAUGCGGAUCCAUAUUACGCCAUCCCUGCGAUCCGGGCACUACUGAAUAUUGAUCCCCCAGAGGAGGUAAAACAGUAUUUCGCGAAGAGGACUAAGGAGGAGGAUAUAACCAGAGGACUGGAGUUGUUGUGUAAGACGAUUACGGAGAGGGUUAGUCAGGAUUGGGAGACCGUGAGAGGUAUUGGGGAGGAAGGGUGUUGGGGCGGGAUCAAGUGGUUGGAGAUGAUGUAUGAAGCGGAUAAGCAACGAAUGGAGCCUAUGGCGAAGGAAGAGUGGUUUCACCUUCCGGAGAAGAUUCUCAAGGAGUCAUCAUAUCUCGAGACAAUCAAACCAUGGCUCGAAUCCACCGACAAAUCACCAAAGAACAUUCUCAACUACCCCUUCCUCCUCAGCUUCUCCACCCGCGUCUCACUCCUCCGCGCCUCCUCCUUCGGCUCAAUGCUCGCCCUCGAACAAUCCAUUGGCGUCAAUGCCGCCGUCGUCGCACAACUUUCCCGCCACUUUACCCGCGCACUAACCCCCCGUUCCUCAGAAAGCUGUCACAUCCUCGAUAUCCGCCGCACACAUCUCGUACAUGACGCUUUCGCCGGAAUCAGCGGUCGCAAAACUUGGGAACUUAAACGGCCGUUGCGUGUGCGGUUUGUUGGGGGCGGGGAGGAUGGUGUCGAUCAAGGUGGAUUGCAGAAAGAGUUUUUUGCGAGUUUGUGUCAUGUGGUGUUUGAUGAGGAUUAUGGGUUGUUCGUGACGGAUGCGGAUUCGCAACUGGUGUGGUUUAACCCUGCGGCGAGGGAUGAGGUACGGACAUACGAGUUGGUUGGGAUGUUGGUUGGGAUGGCAGUGUAUAACGGCGUUAUCUUGCCGUUGUCUUUUCCGAAGAUGAUGUAUAAGAAGAUAUUGGGGGAGGAGAUCAGCUUGACGGAUUUCGCGGAGUGGUGUCCGGGUGUGAUGAGGGGGAUGUUGACGAUGUUGGAGUGGGAGGAUGGGGAUGUUGAGGAAGUUUUCUCGCUCUCGUACGAUUAUUCGUGGAAGCAUUGGGAUGGCUCAGUCAAUACCGUCUGCAUGAAAGAGGGACACGAACCCGGCACUAUCCCUGUCACCAACGCGAACCGCGCAGACUACGCGUACGACUAUCUCGCCUACACCGUCCACAAAUCCAUCGAACGCCAAUGGGAGGCAUUUUCGCGUGGUUUGGCAGUGUGUACGAACGCAAGAAUGUUCACCCUCUUCUCCCCCACCGAACUCCAAUCCGUCUUCCAGGGCGAACAAGACCUAAACAUCGAUGAAUGGCGCGCAAUAACCCAAUACACAGACGGCUACUCUCCCACCCACCGCACAAUCCGCGCCUUCUGGUCAAUUGUCUCUGCCCUCCCUCCCCGACUCCAACGCCAACUCCUCGUGUUCGUCACCGCGUCGGAUCGACUUCCUCCUGGGGGGAUGGGCAAGUUGACGUUUGUGAUUCAGAGGAAUGGGCCGGAUAGUGAUCGGUUGCCGAGUGCGCAGACGUGUUUUUGUAGGUUGUUGUUGCCGGAGUAUGAGGGAAGGAGGAAGUUGAAGAAGAUGUUGAUGACGGCGGUGGAGUUUGGGCAGGAGGGGUUUGGGUUGGUAUAA